AUGCCGCCUCUUGUGGUGAUCCGCAGCGGCUGCCAACACGUCGAGUACCUGGAGAAUCGCACCCCUUGGCGCCGUACGUCCCAAAGCGGUUGCUCCAAUGAAGAAGACGACAAAGCUACUGAAGACGAUGAAAUGGGGCGUCAAGUUGAAGAAACGUGGACCAGGAUCAGUGGUGACUUCUGUGGCGGCGUCAGCAAAGCGUUCGGGUUCUCGCGCGAGCGAUGCGACGUGGAAGAUAUGCACGCCUUCCGCUGUGCUGAGUGCGGCAAUACGGUGGCAGACCAUGAUGACGUUAUCGCUAAGACGUUCUUUGGACGCACUGGCAAGGCCUUCCUUAUGAACAACAUGUAUAACGUGCGCAUCGGCUCGAGUCGCAAGUGCUACCUGAGGACUGGAUUCCACUCCAUUGCUGACGUCCUGUGCGGUCAAUGUGAUUUCGUGUUGGGCUGGAAAUACAUUAAAGCCAUGGAGAGCUCGCAGAAGUACAAAGAAGGCAAGUAUAUCAUGGAGCAUGCUGUCGUUGAGGAUGAUGCGGAAGAGCUGAACUGGGACCGCCUGUAA
This is a messenger RNA of Peronospora matthiolae, 561 nucleotides long. Lineage: Eukaryota; Oomycota; Peronosporomycetes; Peronosporales; Peronosporaceae. The record is from the annotation of a GenBank genome assembly.